Messenger RNA from Anguilla rostrata (American eel), 2377 nucleotides. RefSeq lists its product as uncharacterized. The record is from RefSeq and is a predicted model, not a curated record. The transcript is spliced from 9 exons. Bases 274 to 960 code for a protein of 228 amino acids. NCBI's taxonomy places the organism in Eukaryota, Metazoa, Chordata, Actinopteri, Anguilliformes, Anguillidae.
CUCAACAGGAAGUGGUAAGGCAGGAGGUGGUUGUGGGUAAUUCUGUAAAAAAAUUUGACUGCUGACAACGUGACAUGCGACACAGUUACACUAGAAGGUUGAUGACAUAUAUUCAUAUGCUUCGUUCUGGAAACAAGAAAUGGUCAAAAGAAGCAACAAGUGCCUGUAGCACCAAGGGCCAGGCUGGAAGAUUACAGCGUACUGUACAGGGCAGAAAGCCACCAAAAGGCCAGAGUCUGGUCAUGCCUGCUUAUCCGUCUGUGUGUCGCCGCAAUGACACGCAUCGUUUUCAUCAAACUCCUCAUCGUCGUGCUGGCGGCCUUCAUCAUUUGCCUCCCAGAGUUCUUCACUUCAGAUCAAGAAGAGGCACAUCAGCAGUUCUUCUGCUGCAGUAACUGCACCGCACAGCAGGAGAACAGAACCGCGCAGCAGGAGAACAGAACCGCGCAGCAGGAGAACAGAACCGCGCAGCAGGAGAACAGAACCCAUGCGGCUACCAGACUCAACCACCACUGUUGCAUCCUCCACUCUCCGGGAACAAACCCAGCGGGAUGUAAAACUUCCCCUCUGGGGACACACACACCGGGAGCACACUGGUGGAGCGGCAGACUCACCUGGCUGGCGCUCAUCCUGGCCGUCAUCCUGCUGGUCCUGGGCAGCCUCGUGUAUGAAGUUCAGCGGGGGACUAACGGCCGCAGAAAGAAGGCUGCAGUGCUCCCCAUCAGCACCAAUCAACCCCCCCAGUCCCCGGGGAGGCAUAUGAGCGGGAGAACUCCAGCAGAGCUCAUGGAUGAGGUGUAUUUCAAUGGCUACAGAUGCAGAUAUAAAAGAUCAACACUCUCCCCAAUUUGUGAAUAUGAAGCAGGCCCGGAGCUUCCCGUCCAGGAGAACCACGUCAAUAGUGAUUCUGCCUCUGCGUCACGCCCAGCAAACGAGCCCUCCCUGACAGGAAGGAACUAACUCCAGCCCGUGCUCUGCUGCCAAAGCACAUAUGAAACUUCAAUGGGGCGUCAGUUAAGGAUUCAUUAAUACUAGAAAAGGAGAUUAAAUGUGCUGCACAGAGUAGAUUGGAAAGGUUCAGUUACAAACUUUACAAUCCUCAUUUCUCACCGUUAGCAUGGAGACCUGGUACUGGUGGCUGGCUCACCAUUCAAGCUGAUACACUCCAUCUGCUUAAGGAAGAACACGCUGAGUAUGCAAGCAUAUACGCACAGAGCUGUCUCACGCAGUGCUGUGAUUGGCCACACUCAGGCAUAUACGCACAGAGCUGUCUCACGCAGUGCUGUGAUUGGCCACACUCAGGCAUGUAUGCACAGAGCUGUCUCACGCAGUGCUGUGAUUGGCCACACUCAGGCAUGUAUGCACAGAGCUGUCUCACGCAGUGCUGUGAUUGGCCACACUCAGGCAUGUAUGCACAGAGCUCACUCUUCCGCAGUGCUGUGAUUGGCCACACUCAGGCAUAUACACACAGAGCUGUCUCACGCAGUGCUGUGAUUGGCCACACUCAGGCAUGUAUGCACAGAGCUCACUCUUCCGCAGUGCUGUGAUUGGCCACACUCAGGCAUGUACGCACAGAGCUCACUCUUCCGCAGUGCUGUGAUUGGCCACAGUCAGGCAUGUACGCACAGAGCUCACUCAUACGCAGUGCUGUGAUUGGCCACAGUCAGGCAUGUACACACAGAGCUCAGUCUCAAGCAGUGCUGUGAUUGGCCACACUCAGCAUGUACACACAGAGCUCAGUCUCAAGCAAUGCUGUGAUUGGCCACACUCAGGCAUGUACACACAGAGCUCACUCUCACGCAGUGCUUUGAUUGGGGGCAACAUAGCUCAGGAGGUAAGAGCGGUUGUCUGGCAGUCGGAGGGUGGCCGGUUCGAUCCACGCACUGGGCGUGUCGAAGUGUCCCUGAGCAAGACACCUAACCCCUAACUGCCCUGGUGGAUGAGAGGCAUCAAUUGUAAAGUGCUUUGGAUAAAAGCGCUAUAUAAAUGCAGUCCAUUUACCACUAGCCUUCUUUCCCCCUGUCUCAGAAGCCCCCAGUCACAUUAGAGGCUUCUGUCCUCUGUUGACAGGUUUUCUUCUACUGUUAUAAAUUUACUUAAUUUCAUUAUCCUGUUUUCAUGGUUUUUGUUAUGGAGUGUCUGGUUUAUGCCUAUUAUUUUUUUUAAUAAAAUGAUGCUUUAGGUAUUUACUUUACCAUUAUGUAAUAGAAUUGUCUUCCUAAAAUUGUGCAAAGUAAGGCUAUUUAUUUAAUGUGCAAUGUUUAGUAAACACAAAAUGACUAAUGGUCAUAGUACCUGAUUCUACUGAUUCAGACGUUUUCUUGACUUGGACAGAUGGAAAUGGAUUAUGCACUUACAUAAUACAUGACAAAACAAA